Molecule: messenger RNA, 2594 nt
Organism: Aegilops tauschii subsp. strangulata
Lineage: Eukaryota; Viridiplantae; Streptophyta; Magnoliopsida; Poales; Poaceae
Molecular function (GO): protein binding
Source: RefSeq, a predicted model, not a curated record
GCAUUUGCAUACGAUUCGCAUCCUGCUCUCCCUUUGUUAAUCAUGAUGUUAAUAAACAGAGAAUAACUCCGGGGGGGAUAAAGAAACAAAACUGCACGUACAAGUACAUCUUGAAUAAUCCAUGCAUAGGGCACCCAACAAUAAACAUCCCAUAAGAGCAUCUCCAACAGCUGGCCUAAAAUAGGGCAUCAAAAAGUGAUUUUUUUAAUUUUUAGACAAAGAAAUUUUUUAUUUUCCAACAGCUGCCCAAAAAUAGGGCACCAAAACAUCAAAACUAAACAAGAUCAUUGCAAAUUCGAUCCAAACAUGCUAGCAUUCGAAGUUUUAAACAUGCAAACUUAAACAUAGUUCGGGUACGAUCAUGCAAACACACAUAGUUCAAGUACAAAAUGCAAACUUAGAAUACCAAUAACUACAGACAACUAAUAGUGAGGAAGAUCACUCCAGUCAAUGUUGGAAUGCACCACACCAUGAACAUUGUACACAUAUGUACAUAUACUCACCCCUAUGAACGUGUGUAUGUGUGCAUAUCAUCUUGAGAUUGAUGAAAUCACCAUACGCGCCUCCGUAGACGACGAGAAUAUCUCCUCCACUGAACGAAUAUCAUCAGGAAGUCUAAAUAAAUCCAGAAAAAUGUGAUUAUCAGUGUCAACUCUAGUACAAUUUAAACCCUGAUGGGCUAUUUUCACCACAAAGAGCCUUGCCAUCUGAGCUUGGCUCAUUUUGCUAUUAAGAUCAUAGUUUGAUGGACCUGAUUAUGUUACCACAACCCUGCAUUUUCUAGGACUAGUUUUUUUUUGGGGGGGAAUGCAUUUUCUACUUGUUUACUCUCUUUUUUAGAAGCUCUUUGAGAAAAGUGGUAUGCUACUCCUGUCAUGACAGAGCACUAAUUGUUGUUAAUUGAUUGGCUUCAACGCAGCAGCAGUUAAUUGCCUCCUCGUGCGCGCACAUGCUGAGCACAAGAAAGAAAAAGCUUGAAAUAUAUACCUACCACCCCAACCAUGCACACACCACACCAUGACCAUAGUGGAGUUUCCUGCCUCUUUCCAAAGCACACCGCGUGCAUCUCUCACUUUGCUUUAAUUAACUAUUAUUCCCUUAACACCGCGUAUCUCUCUCGCUUUGCUUAACGGACACAUGUAUCCACUGGAGUACAUCAUAUAUAUCCACACAGAGUCUCUCUGCAGCUAGCCUCCAUCUCCGUCCACUUUGACUUGACCCUCCACCGAUCCACCAUGCCUCAAACACUGCCGGACGACCUCCUUGAGGAGGUCUUCCUCCGCCUCCCGCCGGGCGAGCCCGAGCACCUCCUGCGCGCUUCCCUCGCCAGCAAGCUCUGGCUCAGCCUCCUCGCCAGCGCUCGCUUCCGUGGCCGCUACGGCGACCGCCACGGAGCUCCACCCAUGCUCGGCUUCCUCUACUCCUGGCCUGAGUACGCCGGUCCGGAGGACGAAGAACACAAGCCGCACUUCGUCUCGACCACGAAGUUCGCCCCACGUGUCCCCGACGACGAGUGGAGCGAUCUGGCCUACGCUGCGUGGGACUGCCGCCAUGGCCUCGUCCUCCUCGGGGAUAGGUGCAGGUCGCCCAUGGGGUUCGUCGUCUGGGACCCCAUGACGGGCUGCAGGUGGGAGCUCGACGUGCCGACGGGAUACAUGUCCACUAAACAACGGGGGGCCGCUGCCGUGCUCUGUUCUAUGGCUGGCUGCGACCACCGCGUGUGCCAUGAGGGGUGCUUCCGGGUCGUCUUCAUCAGCCUGGACCCGAAAAAUGGUGUUGGUGUUGCACGCGCGGGCAUCUUCUCCAUGGAGAAGGGUGGGGUGAGCAAGCCGUGCUCUCCUCUUCAUCUUGACGAUGGAGCAACCAUCGACCAAAUGCCAUCUGUCCUCGUCCAAGACGCACUUCACUUCAUGGUUCGGCAACCUCAACCUUAUGUAGCACGAGCAAUUCUCAAGUACGACUUGGGCUUUGAUAGCUUAUCGCUGAUUCAUGUGCCGCCGGAGUUGACUACGACUGUUGGUAGCACCAUCCUCAUGGCGAUGGAGGAUGGAAGUUUGGGGAUUGCUGGGAUUACACACGAGGAUAAGUUUAUCCUCCACCUCUGGUCCAAGCAGAUGGGUUCUGACGGAGUUGAGGCAUGGACUCACCGUAGAGCUGUAGAUCUCAAGGAAUUCCUCCCCAUUCAAAAUACCAAGAAAAGAGUUAUUAGACUGAUUGGAUCUAUGGAGGGCAGUGAUAUCAUUUUCGUUACCACAGAUCUUGGCAUCUACGAGAUUAAUCUCAAGUCAUUACGGUGGAAGAAGCUAUUGAAGAGAGAAAGGUUCCGUGCCUUGAUUCCGUAUGUGAGUUUCUGCAAUCCACAAGAAAGGGUGAGCACAAGCGAUGCGGCUCAUUGAUGACAGAGAGUAGUUGAAUAUGCUUAAUGGCACGAGGCCACUAACAUAAUUUCGAGGUGGUGGGGUCUUGUGAUGAGUUAUGCACUAUUUAGUUGCUGGUAUGUGCAAUGGUGUAUGUUUUCUCACCUCGUUGGUGGUUUUCAUGAGUGACCUUGUUAAUUUCCUCGUGUUAGUGGAAUGUGUAAGUGGGUGAAUGAA